Colletotrichum abscissum is the source of this 1110-nucleotide messenger RNA. RefSeq names its product tartrate dehydrogenase. NCBI's taxonomy places the organism in Eukaryota, Fungi, Ascomycota, Sordariomycetes, Glomerellales, Glomerellaceae. The record is from RefSeq and is a predicted model, not a curated record. The transcript has 3 exons. Bases 1 to 1110 code for a protein of 369 amino acids. Gene Ontology annotation, molecular function: NAD binding; magnesium ion binding; oxidoreductase activity, acting on the CH-OH group of donors, NAD or NADP as acceptor.
AUGUCGCCCAGUGCGCUCCCCGCCCAAAAGUCUUACAGCAUCGCCUCCAUGGGGGCUGAUGGCAUCGGCCCGGAGGUCAUCGAGGCCGGUGUGGAAGUUCUCAAGGCUCUUUCCGAGACUCUUGGCACAUUCGACCUUAACUUCACCGACUACGACUGGAGCUCCGAGACUUACAAGAAGACCGGAAAGUAUAUCCCGGACGGCGGCCUUGAGCAGCUCAAGAAGCACGACGCCAUCCUCUUCGGCGCCGUCGGUGCCCCCGAUGUCCCCGACCAUAUCUCCCUCUGGGGUCUCCGUUUGGCAAUCUGCCAGCCCUUCCAGCAGUACGCCAACGUUCGCCCCACCCGUGUCCUCCGCGGUACCCAGUCUCCCCUCCGCAACUGCGCCGAGGGCGAUCUGGACUGGGUCAUCAUCCGUGAGAACAGCGAGGGCGAGUACGCCGGCCAGGGUGGUCGCUCGCACCGCGGCUUCCCCUGGGAGACUGCCACCGAGGUCUCAAUCUUCACCCGCCACGGUGUUGAACGUCUGAUCCGCUUUGCUUUCGAGACGGCCCGUAGCCGUCCCCGCAAGCUUCUCACUUUUGUCACUAAGAGUAAUGCCCAGCGUAACGGCAUGGUUCUCUGGGAUGAGGUUGUCUAUGAGGUUGCCAAGGACUUCCCCGAUGUCUCUCUUGACAAAAUGCUCGUUGACGCCAUGACGACAAGAAUGGUCCUUAACCCUAAGAGCUUGGACACCAUUGUGGCCACCAACCUGCACGCCGAUAUUCUCUCCGACCUCGCUGCUGCCCUCGCUGGCUCCAUCGGUAUCGCUCCUACCAGCAACCUGGACCCCAGCCGCAAGAACCCCUCCAUGUUCGAGCCCAUCCACGGCUCCGCCUUUGACAUUACCGGCAAGGGUGUCGCCAACCCCGUUGCGACCUUCUGGACCGCUGCCGAGAUGCUGGAGUGGCUCGGUGAGAAGGAGGCCGCGACGCAACUCAUGGAAUGCGUCGAGAACGUCACCGGCAACGGUAUUGUCACUGCCGAUCUCGGUGGCAAGGCGACGACGAAAGAGGUCACCGCUGCCGUUGUGGCUGAGAUCAAGGCCAAGCUUGGCAAGAGCAAGCAAUAG